AUGCUCGGCUCGACUCUCAUAACGGCCUUCUUGGCCGCGACGACAUCGGCGCACAUCCUCAUCUCGUACCCAGGAUCGCGAGGCAACAACCUCAUCACGAACGAGACCUUCCCCUACGGCAUGCAAUGGGAAUAUCCAUGCGGCGGCAUCCACACCACCAAGAACCGCACCUACUGGCCCACAACGGGCGGCGCAGUCGCCUUCCAACCGGGCUGGUUCCAGGGUCAUAUGACCGCCUUCAUCUACAUCAACCUCGGCUUCGGCACCGACGGACCCUUCGAAGGGCCCAAGAACAUGUCGAGCUCGAUGGUGCCGCCGUUCCAGCUCCUCGGUCCGUCGAACAACCCGUACCCGGGAACCAUCUGUCUGCCGCAGGUGCCUCUGCCUGCGGGCGCUCACGUGAAGGCGGGAGAUCUAGCGACGAUUCAGGUUGUCGAAUUGGCACAGCACGGAGCUGCUCUCUAUUCCUGCGUCGACAUCAUCUUUGCCGAUCCGGGCGACGCGCGCAUCGCAGAGGUCAACGAAUCGAACUGCUUCAACAGUCAGGAACUCGGCUUCGCCGACAUCUACACCAUUACCACGAGCGAGCCCACGAGGGACGAUGCGCUGGCGCAGACUUCGGGGGCGGGCGAGGAGACGGUGAGCUUUUGGUAUUGGGGGCGGAAUAAGAGGCAGUCUGCGUGGAGGUGGGUGGGGCUUGCGCCGUUGGUGCUGGGCGGGAUUGUGGUGUUUUUGUAG
Molecule: messenger RNA, 738 nt
Organism: Scedosporium apiospermum
Lineage: Eukaryota; Fungi; Ascomycota; Sordariomycetes; Microascales; Microascaceae
Exons: 3
Coding region: 1-738 (245 amino acids)
Source: RefSeq, a predicted model, not a curated record